This is a messenger RNA of Rotaria sp. Silwood2, 852 nucleotides long. The record is from the annotation of a GenBank genome assembly. NCBI's taxonomy places the organism in Eukaryota, Metazoa, Rotifera, Eurotatoria, Philodinida, Philodinidae.
AUGGAUUACAUCAGUGAAUUAACAACACAAUUUGAAAUCGAUUCAUUGUCAGCCAAACAAGCUCUUAAAAUAUUAUUAAAGUUUUCAAUUAUGAAAACAUCAUUGAAAGAUAUUUUAUUUGUACUCAGCAAGUUAAUUUUUGAUACAACUGAAAUCAACGAUGCACGAGAGUUAUGCCUGGAAUUCAGCACAUAUUUUACACAGAUCAUUGAAGAAUUAGAACAAAGAAUACAUGAUAAAACUGAAAUGACUAUGACAAUGGAAGAACAAAACGAAAAUAACGAUGUUGGAGAAUCUGAAGACAAUCAUAAAACACUUAAAGAAACAGAUCAUAGCGGAGAAACAUCAUCAAUCACUAUUAAAUCCGCUUCAACAGCACUUGAAUAUUUAAAAUCUAUUGGUGCAUUUCCAAGUACGCAAUUAAUACUUUUGAAUAAAGAAAAAUUCACUGGACAAUUCUUAUCAUCAAUAUUACUGGCAUACAUUGAUCUUCAUAAUCAUAUUCAAUCAAAGUUAUACUUCGAAAGCGAUUCACUUGAUGAUUUACUUUCAUUCGAAUUUCAUCCAAACACAUUUAAACAACUGUUUGAUCUAAUAGAACGACUGAUGAUAAUACAAUCAUCAUCAAAUACAAGUCUAGUCUACAUAUUAGGUGUAUGUCUUCGAUUACUUACAACGCAUUUAUACUUUUUUAAAAUAUCAAAUAUUGAAAAUUGUCAUAUAUUUGAAAUAGAUGAAAAUUUUCAAAGGUAUUUUGCAUUAAUCUUAAAAUUAGCUUUGGAUUAUCAAUCAACAGCCAUAUGUAUAGAAGCGUCGAAAGCUUUGAUUUAUUUGAUUGAUAAACAAAUAUGA